AGUUCAUAACAUUCAACAAUGGAGCUACCAGAGUGCCCAGUUUGCCUACAAAUCUACAGCAAUGAAAAAAUCAAAGAAGAAGAUGAAGAAGAAAGAACAGUAGUACCUCGGGUACUCUCAUGUGGUCACUCAGCAUGCGAAUCCUGUCUUUCCCUAUUACCUCAACGUUACUCAAAUACAAUUCGAUGUCCUGCUUGUACACAACUUGUCCAUUUCCCUCCUCAAGGCCCUUCUUCACUUCCCAAAAACAUUGAUCUUCUCUCUUUCAUUGAUCAACAUAACAAAAACCCUAAUCCUGCUUCUUCUUCAACAACAAAUUCACAGGUUAGGAAACAACAUGACUUCAUACCUGGUUUGUUAUGGUCUGAUGAUGAGGAAUUUUAUUCUAAUUGGAAGGAUUGGAUUCUUCCUAAUGAUCUUUUAUCAAUCAACGAAGAAGAAAAUUGUAAAUUGGGGGAUGUAGAAUUUCUGUCAUUAUCAUUGUACCAAGCUAGGGUUUCAAAUCCUUUGAAAAGGUGGUCUUUUGAUUUCAGAGCCGGUCAAACGGUUAGUCUUCUUCAUGUUGUUUCUUCUGAUUCAUCUGUGAAUGAUAAAAAGAUUGGUGUUUGUAAAUUGGGUAUUAAUCUUAGUUAUAAUGCUAGAGUAAUGGAAGCUUUGAAGAGAUUGAGAGAGGAAGAGAGAGCUGAAUUGAGUUUGAUUUUGAGUGCAUCUUUUAGACAGUUACGAAUUUGUAAGGUUUAUGGGUUGUGGAUGAAUUCAAAUGAUGGUUCUGUUUUCUUGGUUUGUCAGCAUUUUGAUAAUCAUUUAACUAACAAAUUGUUGUGUGGGGGUUUAAGGAAAAAUCGGAUUAGUGAGGAUGAGGAAGACAAAGAUGAGACAAUCUGGAAUGUGGAUAUGAAUGAGGAGACUAUGUCUGGUUUUGCUUUAGUGGGUAUGGAUUUAUGUGAAGCAUUGAUUGGUUUGCAUAAUGAAGGAGUGGUUUGUGGGUGUUUGGCAUUGUCUUGCUUUACUUACGACUGUUUCGGCCACAUUUGUAUUGACCUGAACGAGGUAUUGGUGAUUGGAAGGAGAGUUCAGAAAGGUAUUGCUGAAAUUGUUGCCACUUCUUCUAUCAAUGGACUCAGUAGUGAUAAAUUAUUAAUACAAACACAAGCAAGCUUUAAUAGCAGCAAUCUUGUGGAGUUUAAAAGUGUUCAAGCAUUUGUGAGCCCGGAGGUACAACUUAGAUUGUUCAACAUCAAGGGCACUGUUGCCCCUGACAUUGAUAGCUUAGGAUAUUCAGUUGGUUAUGGCUCUGAUGUUUGGUCCCUUGCUUGUAUAUUGAUUUUGCUUCUUCUUGGAGAUUCAGUCGCUGAAGGUUUGUUCCAAGACUUAUAUCACCAUCUCCUGAAUUCUGAUAAAGAAAACUGUGAUAAACUCCUGGGUGUGUACAAUGAUUUGAUGGAAAGGACGAGCAGUAAGUUGGGAUCUACACUGUCUACAAAAUAUGCAUCUUUGCAUCAAAUUCUUCUUAGAUGUUUGGAUUUUAAUCCAGGGGUUCGCCCUCAGGUUAUAGAUGUGUUGAUGUGCAUCAGAGAAUUGAUUAGCAGACCUCGUGUUGAUAUCUCAGUCAACCUAGUAAAUGUUGUUGAUGUGGAGAAUGAGACUGUUCAUUGCUUAACUCUUGGGUUUCUUUGCGAUUUGCCCAUGGAAGUUGGGAGAGAGUUAGAAAGCCAGGAGAAUGGAUAUGAAGUGUGCGAGGUUGAUCAAGGUGGAGUUGAAUUUGGUCAAGUCAGGGAUGGAACAUGUGAAAGAGAUGCUGUUAAGGGCAUGUGUAUAGGGAAACUCAAAGCUAUCAACUUGCAGGGUCACAUUGAUUGCAUCACCGGGUUCGCUGUUGGAGGUGGUUUUCUCUUCAGCACCUCCUUCGACAAAACAGUCAAUGUAUGGUCUUUGCAGAACUUUACUCAUAUGCAAUCUCUUAAAGGUCAUGAGCAUCGAGUCAUGGCGGUUGUCUUUGUGGAUGCAGAAAAACCACUGUGCAUAAGUGGUGAUAGCGGAGGUGGCAUUUUUGUGUGGCAGGUUUGCAUACCUCUUGCUCAAGAGCCGUUAAAAAAAUGGUUUGAGCUCAAAGACUGGCGUUAUAGUGGUAUUCACGCAUUGGCAGUCUCUGGGACCGAAUAUCUUUAUACAGGAAGUGGAGACAAGUCUAUCAAAGUGUGGUCAUUACAGGAUUACACCCUUACAUGCACUAUGAAUGGUCAUAAUUCUGUUGUGUCUUCCUUAGCGGUGUGUGAUGGAGUUCUAUAUAGUGGAAGCUGGGAUGGGACCAUUCGUCUAUGGGCUAUUAGAGAUCAUAGUCCUUUGGCGGUAUUGGGAGAUAAUACUCCUGGAAGUCUGUCGUCUGUGUUGUCACUUUCAGUAGAGCCCCAUAUGAUUGUGGCUGCUUAUGAAAGUGGUUGUGUCAAGGUGUGGCGGGAUGAUGUUCUUUCAAGCUCUAUACAAACUGACGCUGGCGCUAAUCUCGCCCUGGUCAUGAAUGGGAGAUGGCUCUUCAUGGGAGGUUGGAAUAAGACGGUCAAUGUCCAGGAGCUGUCAGGUGAUGAGCUUCCUAUCAAUGUUAGACCAAUUGGUUCAAUACCUUGUGAUUCUGUUGUUACUGCUCUCACGUACUGGGAGGGGAAGCUUUAUGUUGGGUUUGCUGAUAGCGUUGUAAAGGUUUACUAUUAUAUGAGGCAUGAAGAAUAGUCCCCUGCACCUAAUAAUAUGAAGCUUCAUAAGUUCAUGGGCAAAAGAAUAUGAAUAAUUUGCAUUAUGUCAAAUGUACAAUGAAUGGCCGAAGAGGUGCAUACCAGACUACAAACACAUACUGUGGUGAAUGUAUUAGACUCUUAGUCAUGUAAUGUGUAUACAGUGCACAAGUAUAUACAAUAGGAUUUUGCUUGUUUUGUACAGUAUAUUUUUAGAUGGACAUAGUUAAACCUCGAAUACUGCUCGAUUGUACUUGUACAUAGUUAAUUACUCAUUGCUUCUAACCUUCAACUUCAAAUAAAUAAAGAAUUAUUCGGCGCUAAAAAAUGUAUGUUGGGAGAUGGCUUCCCACAUCUUGAAAACAUCUUUCUUUGUCUACUAGACUUAAUAACGGCAACACCUUUGAGAAUCUGAUGCAAAGAUUUUCGCCUCUUAAGCAAUCCUUGAAAGAAUGUCCCUUCGUUCUGCAAUUGACAUGACAUUUUACCAUUGCUGGAUAUAUGGAAAGGAAUUUCUAUAUGUGGACGAUUUUUUUCGAUUGCUUAUUGCACUGUUUCAGAGUGUCUCCUUCCUUACCAUACACAAAACAGGUUUUCUGAGAUCUAGCGAGAUCAGUUUUCAGCUUUUUGGGUGAUGCAGAGACUGCUUUAUCAAGAGUUUUUGGGUCUUUUUUCUCAUCAGUAAACUGGGUAUUCCGAAGAUUCAUAUUCUUCACAGGGCAAGUAAAGGAACAUGAAGAAGAAUUUUUGACUUGACCACAGUUCAGAUAUCCUUUUUCUUUCUUCAAUUUCUUCGAUCAUUGGUAGUGCUUGAAUAAGAUCUUCUCUUGAGUCGCUGAGUUUCAUCUCAAGAGUUUUUCUAUUUUAAAACUUUCUUCGAGUCUUUUGUUGAGAAUAUCAUUACUUUGUUCAUCAAGAAGAUUAAUUAA
Molecule: messenger RNA, 3658 nt
Organism: Papaver somniferum (opium poppy)
Lineage: Eukaryota; Viridiplantae; Streptophyta; Magnoliopsida; Ranunculales; Papaveraceae
Exons: 7
Coding region: 19-2727 (902 amino acids)
Biological process (GO): protein phosphorylation
Molecular function (GO): ATP binding; protein kinase activity; protein binding
Source: RefSeq, a predicted model, not a curated record